Messenger RNA from Triplophysa dalaica, 4259 nucleotides. RefSeq names its product RNA-binding region (RNP1, RRM) containing 3 (gene rnpc3). The record is from RefSeq and is a predicted model, not a curated record. The transcript has 16 exons. Bases 51 to 1574 code for a protein of 507 amino acids. Lineage: Eukaryota; Metazoa; Chordata; Actinopteri; Cypriniformes; Nemacheilidae. Gene Ontology annotation, cellular component: U12-type spliceosomal complex. Gene Ontology annotation, molecular function: U12 snRNA binding; pre-mRNA intronic binding. Gene Ontology annotation, biological process: mRNA splicing, via spliceosome.
CACGCCCACAAGCAUUGUAACGAGGAAGUGGGUGAUUCUCAAUCGGAACCAUGACUGAGAUGGAGGCAGACGUUCAGCCAAAGAAGAGCAAAACCCUUAUCGUACGACGUCUGCCCAGAGAACUCAACAGAGACGAGAAGCAUGAUCUCCUUAAGUAUUUCGGUGCAUCCUCCGUCAGAGUGCUGUCAGACAAGGGACCCCUAAAACAUAUGGCAUUUGCAAGUUUUAGCAGCGAAGCUUCAGCGUCUAAGGCACUCAACAGACUCCAUCAACUGAGAAUUCUUGGUCACACGCUUGUUGUUGAGUUUGGAAAGGAUCAAGACAAUGUCAGCGUAUUAAAAGACCCGCCUGUUUCUGACAGUGGUGCUAAGACCCAAGCAGAGAAAGAGAAGAAGGAUAAACCACAACGCAGUGCGCCUCUGGUGGACAACAGCAUCGCUCCCAAUCUGGGGUUGAAAUUUCAAAGAAACCCGACGUUGAAAUAUUUAUACCCUCCUCCUUCAAGGGGAAUUUUGACAAACAUUACACACACUCUUCUGAGUGUGCCCAAGUUCUACGUUCAAGUACUUCAUUUGAUGAAUAAGAUGAACCUCCCCUGUCCGUUUGGUCCAAUGACGACCCCUCCUCCUAUGUUUGAGAUGCCCCCAGGCCCAUUGCCGCCCAUGCCCCCGCCCUACCCUCCAGAGAACCCCCCACUUCCAGGUCAUGAGGAGGGGGCGUCAGGAAGCGAAGAAGAAUCAGAGUAUGAGAGUGGAGAUGAUGAAGACAAAGAAAGGAUUAUCAGACUGAUGGGACUUGUUAACCAGCCAUGCAAAAGACCGCUGAGAACAAAGACUUCUUCUAAGAGAAAGAAACCAAGACUAAAGGAUCUCCUGUUUGUUCCCAAACCCGAUUCCCAUGGCACCCCAGUCCUGCAGCCAGAAGACGUUUUCGAGCAACCUCAUGCGCUAGGACAGAAAAAGAUUGAGUUUCAUAUAUCAGCGGAGGUGUCCUCCAUCCUCGAGGGGCCCGAACAGGAUCAGAAGCAGCCUUCCACAGAUGCGACUGAAGACACGGCUACGACAGAGGCUCCAGCUCAGGAAGCCGCAGAAGGGUUCGGGAAGAUCUACCCAAGCGUUCAGGCCCCCAGACAAGAGGAAGAGAUAGAGGAAGAUGAGGACAUACCCUCUGAGUUCAUAUCUAGGAGAGAGCUAGAGAGAGGCAGACUCUCCAGAGAUGAGAUAAAGAAAAUGUCCGUGUUUAAGAAUUACGAACCCGGUGAAUCAACCUGCAGACUUUAUGUGAAGAAUAUCGCAAAGCAAGUCGAAGAAAAAGAUCUGAAGUUCAUCUACGGCCGGUAUAUCGACAUCUCCUCAGAGGAGCAGAGAAACAUGUUUGAUAUCAUGUUGAUGAGAGAAGGCCGGAUGAAAGGGCAAGCUUUCGUCGGACUCCCGAGCGAGAGGAGUGCGGAGAAGGCCCUGAAGGAAACCAAUGGAUAUGUUCUUCAUGACAAACCUCUCGUAGUGCAAUUUGCCCGAUCUGCAAAACCUAAACAGGAAUCUGCUGAUUCGAAGAAAGGAGGAAAAAAACAAUGAAUUCUGAUGGGUGAACGUAUACAUUUGAGAUGUUGCAUCAUAAUACAUCACUCAUGAGUCUACAGGAACUCCAACUUUACAAUAUCCUUUAAAAUAUCCUUUAAAAAAUGAUUUUAGAUUUGUGUUUGUGUAUAAAGGGUUUACAAAUUUCCUUGCAUACUGCAGAUAAUAGAAAAGUGUUUUCUUUAAUAUAAAUAAAAAUUAAUGCCAAGCAAUGUUUUCUCAUGACUGUCCCUAUAUUAUUUUAUGCAUAGAACUUAUUAAUUUUCUUUUUUCCCCUCACAGAUUUUAUUGCACUGCUGCUGGUGAAUCCUGAUGGGCUGAACCGUUUUUUUCUAAUAUUUUUGCAAUAAAAUAUAAACCAAAUGAUGGUUAUUUCUUUGGUCUGUAACCUUCACUGAAACCGCUGGUCAAUUUUGAGAGUCUCAUAACAAUAUUGUUCAUAUAUAUACUUUUAUUUUUUAAUAUUGUUUUAUUAAUGUGGGUUGUUGUGCGCGCAGGAAACGAAAGGUCAGAUCCUGAUGUUUAAUGGUACCAGUAUUGUUGUGCGAGCCUGGCGCGUGCCUUUGAUGGCAAGCAGAAUAAAUUUAGAAAUAACUAUCAGUCAGCUGAGACGUCUUCCAGUGGCACGGCUAACAGAUGGUGCUGUCUUUACAGCAGAGAACGCAGAGAAUACAGGCCAGUGACUGAGAACGGUGCAACUUAAGUCUGUAGUUUUCUGGUACUGAUAUUAUUCAGUUGACUUCAUGAUUUUAAAAGUUAGGUUUCAUUGUUAAAUUGAAUAUUUUAUCAAAUUUGAAUUAUGAUUAAUUAUACUAGAGUUGGCAAAGAAAUUUGUGCUUUAAAAUAUUCUGUGAUAGAUAGUGUAAGACACCUAGCAAUACUAUAACAUGGAAUAAAUCAAAGUAUGGUAUGACAAUCUGAAUCCCCUUAGUUUUGUAACGGCAAGAACAAUUAAACAACAUUAGUUUAAAUGGGUGACACUGACAUGAGACCCCACUAAUAUUCAAAUACUCUCCAGUGCUUUGCAAUGAAGCAAAGAAUAUUCGUUUCCAUCUGUGUCCAAUGGCAUUCCCAACAAGGGCACUUUUAUCACUUUUGAAAUUAUACCUGAUAAAUGUCUUGGUAAUUCUCAAUAUUUCCACUGCGGCUGGUGCAUUUGUCAUCAUUGAAGUCAGCAGCGGAGCACCUCACAGAUGGGAACUCCUCACGCUGGCAUUGAAGUAAGAGCCGCGGGUCGAGCGCCUCCUCUCCCCUCCGCCCGGCACACGCGUGUGAUUGAUGACAACGUCAACCCAGAUCUUCACCUGCAGGAGCCGCAUUGGUUCAUUACCACCAGCCCACAGCACAACGCUGCCUACCGGGACGCCUCGAAGGACAUUGCAGCGCUUUUCUACCUGCAGCAGAACCUCAGUGGUAUGUGGUUAUCAAAGCUCCUGAACACAUUUUUUUGUGCAGAGACAUUAAAAUGAGUGAUUUUCUAUAUUUCUUGGUUUUCACACGUUGUGGUCUCUUACACAUCACUGUCUGUUGUGAGUUGGCAACUGUUCAAAGAUGGAACUUUCGUUUAUCUCAGGACCAGAGGUGAGCGCUGGAGAUUGAUGCUUUUUGACAAAGCUCUGGUGUUUGUGAAUAACCAUGACAACAAUAGAGGUCAGGGGUCAUUGGGGGCAACCGUCCACACGGUUUGGGAAGUCACGCAGGAGCUGUCCUCGCUGUGACCAAAGCACACUGGCUGCCCGAACAUCACGAAUGAUGACUCUUGUCUGCUCUCAUGGUCUUCAAAACGAACAAAAUGGAUGUGGCUCAUCCCUACGGAAAAGGUCACGUCAGACUUCUGCCGGGAUCAGUGUGUUGUUGAAGGAAAGGUGGAUUGUGAUGAUGUAAUGCGCUGGUGAUGCAGCAGGGGUAAAAUGUGACAGCUGUGCUUCUAUAAAUAGACAAAAGGUCUGGCCUGAACUUCUAAUGGUCAUCUAUGAUCAUCUGUCUGUCUGUCUAUCGAUAUAUCUAUCCGUCUGUCCAUCCAUCUAUGUCUAUCCAUCCAUCCAUCUAUAUAUUCACGUACCUGUCAAUCAAACAGGAAUAAUACCUCACAUUGUUGAUGACAGGUGUGUUGUUUUUUAUUUCUGUCUAUGAUGUCACACCUGACAACAUUGUUCUUGCUGUAGGCAACAAGGCAGAAGACGAGUAGUCAGACGUCCCGUGAAGGACACAACUUGGUUAACUUUGUUUCUCGGAGAGUAAACGUGUCGUUGCCAGGUUGUGCUUAUUCAUUAUGGGAUGAGUGAUGGCUUGACUUUAAAUAUUUCAUGCAUGCUACUCUUGAAAGUUUGAUGAAGUUGUCCAAAUGAGCAACAUUUGCAGAGGAAGUGAAGUAAUUCAUUUGAAUAAUUGAUGUUUAAUGCCUUUGAUAAGAGUCAUCAGGAAGGUCAUCGUUUCAGUCCAAGCUGAGAGAGACUAUAUAGUAUUUUGCUUCGAUUCUGUGGAUGCGACUAUGAUAAAAAUGCGAACUGUGUGUUUUAUUUGCAUAGCCAGGGAAUGGGCUUACAAUUUAGGUAUACUGUAUGUUCUCAUUAUGCCAAAUUUUAUGGAACCACAAUUGAAUGCUUUUAUGUAAUAUGUAUUAAAACCCCAUGUGCAUAUUGUAUAUAUAUUUUGAACUUAUUAUAUAUUUUGAGAAAUGUC